UGGUACAAAGGGACUUACAUGCCUAAAGGAAGAAAGGAAGGAAAAUUAGAAGACGGCUAAAACACAGUCAUGUCUUCUGUUUGGCACACUAUUCCCCCUCUUCAUGGGAACUACAAGAGGUUGGGUUUCCUUUUAAUUUUCAGUGUAAGUGUAUGUUGUAGUGCCUCUUUAAUGUGCCCCACCACUUGCAUCUGUGCCAGUGACAUUAUGAGUUGCACCAGCAGAAACCUCUCAAGGGUGCCAUCAACUCUUUACAAGCACAUAAAAAGACUGGAUAUGAGUCAUAACAAAAUUGGGAUUUUGGAUCAAGACUGGAUACCCAUGCUGCUUGAGAAGUUGAACACCCUCAUCCUCAAUCAUAACAACAUUUUUAGUAUUUCUAUUGGGAGCUUCUCAGUUGUUCCAAAUGUCAAGUACCUAGACCUGUCAUCCAACAAUUUGAAGUCAUUGGGCAGUCCUAUAUUUCAAGAACUGAGAAUGCUGGAGGUUCUGUUGCUUUAUAACAAUCAUAUUGCACAAGUUGAUUCUGCUGCUUUUGGAGGAAUUCAUAUGCUGCAAAAACUGUAUUUAAGUUACAACUCUCUCACACGCUUCCCAAUUGAACUCUAUACUGGGAAAUACAAGCUCUCCGAACUUGUAUUCUUAGAUCUUUCUUAUAAUCAGAUCCAGUCAAUACCAGUUAAUGGCAUAAGACUAGUACCAGCCCGACACUUAAGUGGAAUCUAUCUUCAUGGGAACCCAUUUCAUUGUGACUGCAUACUUUAUUCUAUGCUGAACUUGUGGUACCUUCGACAUUUUACUUCAGUGGAAAACUUCAAGACUGAAUAUACAUGCAGUAAAGAUUCCCAAAAACUGCCUUUAUUGCAGAACAAUUAUUUAAAUUGUUCAGAAAGCACCAUUAAUGGUUCUUUCCAUGCCUUUGGUUUUAUUCAGGAAGCACAAAUUGGUGAGCGAAUUAUAGUACCCUGUGAUACCAAAAUCAGUGAUGCUGGGACUAGUUUUAUUUGGAUCAGACCAAAUAAUCAAGUAUUAGAGCCAGGAAAGAUAACUGAACAGUUCAAAGUAUUUCAUAAUGGGAGCCUGGAAAUAGAUGAUGCUCAGUAUGAAGACGCUGGACUUUAUUCCUGCAUUGCAAUGAAUAAGAAAAGAUUAUUGAAUGAAACAAUUGAAGUAAGAAUAAAUGUCAGCAAUUUUACAGUGGACAAAUCUUACUCACAUGAAACAUUUAACACUGCUUUUACAACGCUUGCAGCUUGUGUAGCUAGUAUUAUUUUGGUACUUCUUUACCUCUACUUGACGCCCUGCCCUUGUAAGUGUAAAUCAAAGAAAAGGAAAAGGCAAUUAAACCAAAAUAGCACAUCUCAUGCAUCCAUACUAACCUCCAACACACUCCUCAAUCUUCCAUUAGAUGAGAAGAAAGCUAGCAGUGGCAAAAGGGUGGUGUUUCUUGAACCUGUGAAGGAACCUAAACCAGGUCAAAAUGGGAAAAUCAGAAUAUUUCCCAAUGAGACUGUAAUUACUGAAAGCAUCCUGAAAACACCCCGAACAAAAUCAGACUCGGUUUCUACAAACUCAGCAUUCUCAGACAUGCAUUUCAUGCCAUCAUCUUAAGUGUUCCUCCUGCACUAAUGCCAUAAAUCCUAUCAGCAGCAGCCACAGCUUUAUCCAAUAUUGAAAGAAAAGUCAUGGAAAACCUCUGAUUUUUUUAAGAAAACAGAAAUCUUGAAGGUUGAAAUUAAUUGCUGUUAUCUUCUUGUUCCUUCUCAGUGGGAAGAACAUGUGUUAAUCUUACAACAUUCAGGAGGAGCUCGUUGUUAUAUGACAGGAGUAGCAGAGUAAGAUGGUAUACCUUGUAUUCUUUCUAAUAUUUCCUCUGAAAUGAAUUAGGAGGUAGCCUUAUGAAGGAACUUAUCUGAUCAUUGUCCUCAUUCAGUGGAAGAAAGCUUACACAGUAGAAGUCCCAUUGGCUUUAGGCCCUAGGUGUUUCACUGUAUAGAAUCAGUGGGAUUGUAUUAUCAGACUUUGAAUCAAGUAUGUCUUACAGUGUUUAUAGAAGAACAAAAUAGCCAUUUAUUCAAUUUCUGUUCAUUGCCUUGAGAAAUAUAUUUAUAAAUAAAUUUAUAUAAUCCAGAGCAUUCCCAAAUAAUGUUUAAUGUUUAGAUUUAUUUCAAAACUGGACAGGGAUAAGGGUUUUUUUUGUAAUGAAUUUUAAAAUCUAGGAAUGUAAUGUAUGGUAAAUCUAGAAAGAGAUAACCCCCCAAAAUGAUAACUUUUACAGAACUCAUACUGACCAGAGAUAUGAUUAUUAAACCAAUUAAGCCUUGAAGGUCUGUAUUUCAGAAGGAUAUCACUUUAAUCUUGUUAAGAAACCCAUAGUCUAAAAGUAUUUAAGAAGUACUAUUUUUCCAUCUACUGUAUGGUGAGCAGAGAGGUGCACUAUUGGAAUGUCUGUCUUUACAGGUCUUAAAGGGAUAAGAGCCAUGAUACUGUAGAAGUAUAUCCAGCCUAUUUGUUUGGAUUAAAAUUUAUGUAUGUGUGUGUCUGGACUGAGCAGAAAAUGUCUACAAAAAGAAUGCAUAGAAUUAGUUUUGUAAAAUUAUUGAAAUGUGUGCAAUUAGAUAUUUUAUAUACGUUCCACUGCACUUUGACUAUUUUUGAUGACCUAUUCAGAGCCAUAAUCCAAACUGUUGAUCCCAAGAUAAAUGUUGCUUUCACAUCAAUGGCAUGAAUACCUAGACUUUACCUUCUGAACCUAGAACUCCAGUUUGAAUUUGAUUUUUAGAGCUUUAUUUGAAAAAUUCAAACUAGUUAAGCUAAUUCUGUUUGUCAUUGUUUAAUGUGUAACUAUCAAAGCAACAAUUCAUGAAGCUUCCAUCUUGUGACGUUUUGAUAUAAAAUUGACAUGUCAUAAUUUCAGGAUGAUCUAUUCCAUUAGAAAGCUGGAACUUUGUACAAGUCUGAUAUAUUUUAGCAUAGUUUUGUGUUAAUAAAUGAAAUACGAAAAACAAUAAAUUAUUUGCAAAUAUUACUUAUUUUGCAUAGCAUUGUUUGUCCCAUUUGGGUUUCUGUCAAAUUAGUAGACUGCAGUAACAUGCAACAUAGAUUACAAUUUCUUGGUUUUCUCCGCUCGCUGUCAGCUGCAACCUUCAAUCAAAAUAGAGCUGGAAGGUCUUUAAUCCAGUCCCCUGCUCAAACAGGAGACCCUAUACAAUUUCA
Thamnophis sirtalis is the source of this 3216-nucleotide messenger RNA. The record is from RefSeq and is a predicted model, not a curated record. NCBI's taxonomy places the organism in Eukaryota, Metazoa, Chordata, Lepidosauria, Squamata, Natricidae.